This is a messenger RNA of Glycine soja, 2256 nucleotides long. RefSeq lists its product as uncharacterized. The transcript has 6 exons. Bases 190 to 1815 code for a protein of 541 amino acids. NCBI's taxonomy places the organism in Eukaryota, Viridiplantae, Streptophyta, Magnoliopsida, Fabales, Fabaceae. The record is from RefSeq and is a predicted model, not a curated record.
ACUAGACGAGUGUUUGAAUUGGGUGCCCCGAAAGUAGGGAAAUAAUUGAAAAUGAAGAAAAAGCUCCAAGUUGGUAUGCUUUCCAUUGUCAUCAAGCAAUAAGCAUCCACAUCUUACAUCUAGCUAGCAAGCUGAGCUCUCUGUGCCUCUCAUCUUCUCUUCUCUUUUCAUCUCUUUCCACUCCAAGUCAUGGGUUCUUCCUCUAGUCGACUUGGGUCUCGCCCUUCUUCGUCUUCUAGUCACAGUCACAGGGUCAACCGCUUCAGAUUAUCGUCUCUUCUAUGUGGCACCUCCACCUCUCGCUCCGUUCAUCAGAUGGAAGAACUUUCAGCUGAACUUCGGGUUGAUUCAGCAAGGGAUUUUGAUGGUGAAAUUCAGAAAGACACUGAGGAAUCGUCUUUAUCAUAUACAGAAGCUAGAAUUAGCUCCAGUCGCCCUGCUGAAACUGCAACCCUAUCUGAUAUGAGAACUGAGUUCCAUGGGAAUACUAGUGUUGAAGGUUCUUCUAGAAACGUUGCAACAAAUAGUCAGAGGAACUGCUUGUCUGAACAUGAGGAGCUUGUCCCUCCUUAUCAGGUAAGUGCUGGUCAUACUGGUCAUGAAUCAUAUAGUGAUAGUAGCAACACAGCUAGUACUUCAUUUGUAGAACAGCAGUCUUCAGAUCCAGUCUCUGUAAAUGUUUCUGCUAACAAGGAUUUAGUCAAUGAUGUUAAUAAUCCAGUGGUUAGUGAUGUCUCUCAAGUUUCUCAUGAGACAAUGCGUCCAAGAAGUUCAACCCCUCAAGAGCAUGGGAAUUUUGGUUCUGGUGAAAUUUCUGUUGAGAAUCACACUAGUGCAUUCAUAUCUAUUCAGAAUUCUUCCAGCCCUGUUGCUCAAGUUUCCAACUUAGCAGCAACCUCUCAAUUGCCAGAAGAUGAACCUCGUCGUGAGACAAUACCUUCGGGUUUAGGUAUUCUUGUGUCCAAUCGGGAAAGAGGGCCGGGAAAUGAUAGUGUGCUUCAAGUUGAUGUGGUCACUAUAUCUUCCAACAUUUUGUCUGGUAGCAGUGCUGAUGCCAAUGAUAAUGAUGCCAGAAGGAAUGGUAGAAGAUUAUUUUGGGAUGCUUUUUCACGACGUAGUUCUAGAAGGCUUGGUGAUUCUCCAACCAUUGUCUUCUCUGCUGGGGGUGCUGAUGAUUCUGGAUCUCAAGAUCGAUGGCUAGUUGAUUUUGGUGGUGAUUUGUCAAAUGAUGGGGUUGGAGGUGCUUCCGGAUAUACGGGUAGUAGAAUUCACAGAUUGAAUGAACGAAGAAUGCAACACUCAAGAUCUGAGAUCUGGGAAAGGCUUCGUGGUGGCUUUGAUGAGAUUGGUCGGUGGAAUUCAUGUCCACUAGGACUCCAUGCAGAUGGCAUGUGCUCAUGUGAGUCUUCCCCAAUGGCUGAGGAAUCUAGCACUCAAGCAAGUAUUUCAAGAAUCAUCAUGCUGGCUGAGGCUUUGUUUGAGGUUUUAGAUGAAAUUCAUCGACAACCUGGAUCACUGUCUCUAUCCAUGGUAUCUCUCCCUGCACCUGAAUCAGUUGUUGAUUCACUCCCUCUGAAAUCUCACAAAAAGGUUGAUGUAGCUCAUGGAGGCAAUGAUGCUGAACAAUGUUACAUAUGUCUGGCGGAUUAUGAAGAAGGGGACCAAAUAAGAGUUCUUCCUUGCUUCCACGAGUAUCACAUGUCAUGUGUCGAUAAAUGGCUUAAAGAAAUACAUGGUGUAUGUCCUCUGUGUCGCGGCAAUGUCUGUGGAGGGUUCACAGAGUCUUCUGCCAACUCAGAAGUGCAGUCUCAUUGACAUUGUACAUAGAAUGUAAAUAUUAAAAUUUAGACUAAGCUUCCAUUUGGGUCCUCUGAAGAUACACUUGACAUCAAAUUGGUCUUUCAAAUAUGUGUCAUGAAAAUGGUUCAAGCUAUUGUCACAUACCAACUUGAUCAAAAGACUGUUUUGAUGUCACCAAAAUUCUUUGAAGGACUAAUUUGACAUCCGUACCGUACAUCACAGAUCUUUAAGAGACUAAAUUGAUAUGAAGUGUAUCUUUGAAUUGCCAAAAAUGAUGGUCUCAAAUAUAUUCGACCCACGACAAUGAUAUGCAUAUAACAGCUAUUUAGAGUCCGGUGUACAAAGUGAGAUUUUGUAUCCGAAAUUUAUGAUGCUUCUGUAGUCCUAUUUCCUAGCACAAAUAUGGGAUAAAUAUUCAUUUUAGUCCUGAAUGUUAAAGCUUGGUCCCUAAUAAUA